ACGCACAUGAUUUAUAUACGAGAAUAAUUUACAUAUAUAGACACAUUAAAUGAACGGCGGAAAAAAAAAAGAAUGUGAUGAGCGAUAAACUCUAAAACAACGUGAAUGGAAGGAAAGGAAAGCCUCUUAUUCAUCUAAAGUCAUCGAUACGGGUAAAGGAAAUGAAAGGCCAACAAAUGUCUGAACCGUACAGAUCUAACUCCAUCGUCAAACGCAAAAACCCACAAUCACUAACAGUGAAGCAAGUCAUAAAAAAAUUCGACCAAAAAAAAAAGAUUACGGUAACUGAAAACCAAAUUCUCACAUGAUGAGAAAAUGGGCUGUAACUCCGGCGAGAAACGAGAGCAAUACGACGUCGCAUCUAACAUUGAAAACCCCAGAGCCCGGAGAUGACAUAUCCGGCGACAUUCCGGCGGCGGAGGGACCCGGAGAAGGCGCCGACUCCAUGCCCGGAGGUGACGGCGGCGAAGCUGCCGGUGACAUUCCGGAAGUGGGUGGUGGGCUUGGGCUCAUCGGCGUAGUUGAAGGGGCCAUCGGCAUAGGCGAUGGUGCCAUGGGCAUCAUCGGCGGCGGCGUCAUGGGCAUCGGCGGUGGCGCCAUGGGCAUCGGCGGAGGCGUCAUGGGCAUUGAUGGAGGAGGAGUGGACGGAGACAUCGCCGGAGAAGCUCCGCCGCCGCCGGACAUCGGAGGCAUAGACAUCGAGCCCGUGGGAGGCAUAAUUGGGGCUUGAGCUAAUGAAUGGGAGACCAUUGCGAGAGAGAGGGUGAAAAAGAAGACGACUUGCGAAACGGCCAUAAUGUUUAUGUGGUUGAAUUGUAAAAAUGAGGGCUAACGAAGA
Molecule: messenger RNA, 838 nt
Organism: Tarenaya hassleriana
Lineage: Eukaryota; Viridiplantae; Streptophyta; Magnoliopsida; Brassicales; Cleomaceae
Product: glycine-rich cell wall structural protein
Exons: 1
Coding region: 305-730 (141 amino acids)
Source: RefSeq, a predicted model, not a curated record